Cetraspora pellucida is the source of this 351-nucleotide messenger RNA. The record is from the annotation of a GenBank genome assembly. Lineage: Eukaryota; Fungi; Glomeromycota; Glomeromycetes; Diversisporales; Gigasporaceae.
AUGAACCACCAGCAAUCUAACAACCUUAGAACUUCCAUUAACAUUUUUGAAAAUAACAAUUUAUUAACUUUUGACAACAACCAUCCUUCUAGAAGUCAUCAUACAUUUGUAAACAGCACUUUAGCAAAUAGAAACAAUCAAACUAAUGAUAGAAAACAAGCUCAAGCACAAGACUUAGACAUUUUUGAAUUAAUUUUGCAAAAAAUUGUUACUGGAUUUAAAGAAGUAAUCAUUGAAGUUGCUGCUAUUGAUCCUGAACCAAUUAAUAUGAAAGUAAUAAUCACACAAGCACCACAAUCACAAGAACUACUACUACUCAUUGCCAUGUUAGAAUUAGAGGAAACCCCAUAG